Molecule: messenger RNA, 2796 nt
Organism: Kwoniella shivajii
Lineage: Eukaryota; Fungi; Basidiomycota; Tremellomycetes; Tremellales; Cryptococcaceae
Exons: 14
Coding region: 1-2796 (931 amino acids)
Biological process (GO): double-strand break repair via nonhomologous end joining; nucleotide-excision repair, DNA gap filling; DNA recombination
Cellular component (GO): DNA ligase IV complex
Molecular function (GO): DNA ligase (ATP) activity; DNA binding; ATP binding
Source: RefSeq, a predicted model, not a curated record
AUGGAUAUUCCUUUUGAGAGCUUCGCAAAGCUAGUUUAUCAUCUUGGUAAUCCACCCAGAUCCAAGCAGACAAAUACAAAACCCUCUGUUCCAUUAUCUCCAAAUAAGAUCUUCAAAUCGUGGUUAAAUCACUUACCGAAGCCAUUCGCUCAAGGAGCAGGCAAACACUUGUUUCGACUUCUAUUUCCACAUGAAGGAUCCAGCAGAAGGUAUGGGCUCAAAGAGAAUAAACUUGCUCAGGAGCUGGAAAGAUGUUUGGGAUUGAGAGGAUUGACAAGAUGGGAUUGUGUUUCUUGGGAUCAAGGUGAAAGUGGUACAGGUUGUUUGGGAAGAGAGGUUGAAAUCUUAAUGAGAGAUAGAAAUUCCUCAGAUCAAAAAUCGACCCUGUCAAUCCGCCAACUCGAUGCAUUGCUUGAUGAAUUAGCUGCUCCUUCACCUUUCUCCCAGUUAUCUCAGUUGCCAUCACCAUGUCGUUCACCUCAAUCUAUCCUGUCAAUACUCUAUCGAGAGUCCAACAUGACUCCUUAUGCAUUGGCAGUCUUGACUCAAGUCAUUUUGAGGGAUUUAAGACCGUUACUUAAUCCAUUACCUAGACUACCAGUAAGAAAUCCAACUACUAUGUUACGGAUGAAAACGACUAUUCGACCGGAUCAAUUAACUUUGAGAGAAGCAAUGAUCCAUUGGAAUAAAAGGAUGUGGGAAUUCUACAAUGGUGGAAGGGGUGAUUUGGAUGAAUGCGCGGAUCUAGUAGAAUCAUUGGAUCAAGGCAGUUGGAAAGAAAUUAUCAUUGCUGGUCCUGUUAUCGGCACUAAUGUCCGGAUACCGAAAUGCAAAAAAGGACGUUCAAUAUCAGAUGCUUUGAACGAGUUCACGGGAACGAAAUACGCUCCUCCAGCUGAAGAGAUUUGGGCAGAAACGAAAUAUGACGGUUAUCGUCUUCAAAUUCAUGUCGAGUUCAACAAAGGUCGAGCAAAGGUUACAGUGUUCAGUAAAUCUACAAGGGAUAGUUCAAAAGACAGACUGAAUAUGCAUUCGAUCGUAUUGGCAUCAUUGGAGAUGCCUGUCCCAUCUCAUCUUCCUAUACAUCCUACACUCAUGCAGCGAUUGAAUGACGCACCUAAGCGUCAAAAGAGUAACAGUAUCACCUCUGUGAUCCUUGAAGCUGAGGUGGUACCGUAUAAUGAGUCGUCAAGGGAAGGAGGAAGAGGUCCGGGUAUAGAAGAGUUCUGGUGGCUUGGUGACGCUGGUGUGACAGCUUCUGCAUUCUUUCCCAGAAGACAACAUCGUCACUUGUGUUUGGUUUUUUUCGACGUCUUGUUGUUGGACGGUCAGAGUAUGUUGCAUCGAAGGUAUGAAGAUAGAAGAGCGAUACUGGAACAGGUUGUAAAGCCAGUACAAGGAUUCUCGAUGCUGUCGGAAAGAAAACGCAUAGACUUGGGAAGUAAUAGACAUUCCGCAUUAAAAAUCUUGGAAGAUGCAUUCCAGCGUAGUAGCGAGCGGCGAGAAGAGGGACUGGUACUCAAGGCUUCUUCCUCCACAUAUACGAAUAUGAAAUGGCAAUGGGUUAAAUUGAAAAAAGACUACAUACCUAAUCUAGGAGAUUGUAUCGACCUUGUAUUGCUGGGUGCUGGAUGGGAUAUUGAUCGAGCAAGGGAUUUACGAGUGGAUACUUCGGUAUUCACAACAUUCUAUCUUGGUGUCUUGACAAAUUCUGCAAGAGUAACAAGCCACCGUGAAACACCUCAUUUCGAGAUAUUGUUCAGAGUAUCCUAUGGACCUGAUCGUGCUCAACUGGAAUACUACAACGAAUGUAUAAGGCACGGUAGAUGGUCUAGUAAACCUUUCGACAAAGAUGAUCCAUUCAAACGAAGAUUACUAGGUCUAUCGUGGAAUUAUACUUUGCAGAAAGGGAUGAUACCGCCUUCGGUGUUAUUUGAGAAACCAAUGUGUGCUGAAGUGAUGGGUGCCGGAUUUCAGAAACUUCCGGAAUCGAAUUACUUUGAGGUUCGUUGGCCGAGAUUACAGAAGAUAUUCGAACCGUCUGAGCGAACUUGGGUGGAUGCGCUCUCAUCAUCUGAUUUGAUUCGCACUGCACACCAUUCGUUGGGGUAUGAAAUGAACAAUCCACUUUCCCCAUAUUCUCCUCCAUCUGCAGAAGAUUCAAUUCGUGCAUUGUGGAGAUCUCAUUCAACUAUCAACUUGAUCGAUAUUCCAAUACUUGUUUCUCCUAAAUCACCAAGAUCACCCAAAAGAAACAAAUCAGAAUCUAACCUGAUUCUGCUUGCGAGAAACUCACCUCUGACUCCGAUUGGUAAUGAUGAAGCUAAUAAUCAUGCUUCAAGAGGAGAGAGUGGAAGGAGAUUGAGAGAGAUGAUGAGUGAAAAUGAAGGACUAGACCUGCAAGAACAUGUCAAUACACCUCGACGCAACUUUGACUUUGGACCUGCUCUACCUCCUCUCCCAUUGAACCCAGAUCGGACGGACGACCCAUCACCUAGGACUCAAAGUAGAAGGGAAGUCCAAGAUCCAUGCCCUUCGACGCCACCUGCUAGAUCAGCAGCACUCGUGGUUCCAAUACCCCAAAUUCAGUUCAUCCCAACCAGAAUAUCCCCUCGCAAAGUAACGUCACCGGUAAAACGAUUAAUAUCAUCUAUCGAUUGGUCAACCAUCGACCUAAAGAACCAGAGUACUCCUAACAAGAAGAAAAAGAAGGUUGAGAGGAAACGUUUUAAUAAACCACUUUCAUUAAAGUCCAGACUGAAAUUGGCAACUAGACGAAUUGGUGUGAAAGGCUGA